Messenger RNA from Pocillopora meandrina, 5504 nucleotides. NCBI's taxonomy places the organism in Eukaryota, Metazoa, Cnidaria, Anthozoa, Scleractinia, Pocilloporidae. The record is from the annotation of a GenBank genome assembly.
UAUGGGUAAUUACCAACAUGGCUGAAGAAACAGGUGUUGUCUGCAUGAUUCUUGUACGGUUAAAUUGAUCCCCUAAAGCUCUGCGUGGAUAUGUUUAAAACCAAUGGGAGACAUCUUAGAAUGGCGAGGAGAUGCAUACCAAGUUCUUGCAUGUUGUGGAGUUUUCAUUUUACUUUCUUGGGUACUAACAAAAUUGUUAGGUCUGACUUGGAAGAGAGGAUUACGAGUGGGAGACCCUCAGAAGGGCCAUCGAUGGUUUAUGACAGAAAUACUUGACAAGCCCACGUAUUGUAACUUCUGCGAGCGUCCUCUUGUAAGAGGCGGUUAUUGUGAAAACUGUGGGAUCUCAGUUCACGAAGAAUGCAUCGACGGAGCAACCAAGAGAUUUGCUUGCAAAGUCCUCGUACUUUCGAAGAGAGAAUACAUGAACCACCAAUGGGUUCGUGGGAAUCUACCUCUAUGUAGCACUUGUAGUGUCUGCGGUUUUCAUUGUGGUACUGAACCGAGAUUAUGCGAUCUCAGAUGUGUAUGGUGUCAGGAUAAAACACAUGAUUACUGCCUUCGAAGCAAGUCAAAUAUGUGUGAUUUUGGAAAGUAUAAGACUAUGAUGUUACCUCCACAUUGCAUUAGUUUGACUGUGGAAAAUUGGAGAAGUAAAAAGAGAUUUGUGGUUCGAGAAGUCAGCACACCGCCCAUCAAAAAUUGGAGUCCACUGCUUGUGUUUGCUAAUCGUAAGAGUGGGGACAAUGAAGGUGAAAGAUUAUUAAUGGCGUUUAAAAAUCUUUUAAACCCAGUACAGGUAAGUGCGAGUGGUAUCAUUCAAGAAUUGGAAGUGAUCUCCAAACAGUUGAUAGAGAAAUGUAAUGAUUCAAAUUUUUCUCUUGAUUCAAUUUUUGUUUCCAUUUGAAUUUUUUUAUUUUUUCCCUGUAAUUGUUAAUUUCUCAUAAUUUGAAACAAAGGAAAUAAAAAUCAUAUCAGUUGGCAUAUAUUUUUUUUUAGCACCAAGCUAAAUGUCUGCACAUUUAGAGCUACAUGUCAACUUGACAGAAUCCUUGUUUAUGCCAUGCCAUAGCUUGUAUUUGGUGAUUUUCCAAUAAGGCAAUGCACUUAUAUAAGUUAAGAGGGAGAAUGUUCACUUUCUACGACAUGAAGCCACUAUGAGUUUUGCUACUACUCCAUGGAUACGAAGAUAGCUAAUUGCCAGGUAGCAAUUUGCUAGCAUUCAUUUAUGAUAAUGAUGCAUAAGCAGUCGCUUUUGACAGAACUCCUUUCUCUCUGGUGUCUACUAAUGAUCACCAGAGUGCUUUCUGUGAUGGCUGAUCAAGACUAUUGGAGGAUGGCAGACUCUUUCCUAACCUUUCAGUACAGAUGUUAGUCAGUGUUUGAACCUGCUCUGGAGUCUAACUUGCAAUCCAUUCUUCCAUCACAAGUCCCUUAUCAGCAAAUUUAAACAGCUGCUGAAUGUCUGCCUAACAGCGAAUGUUUGCCUAACAGCAAAUUUAAACAGCUGCUGAAUGUUUAAUGAUAUUUUCAGGUAGUAGACCUUCAUGAGGUUCCUCCUGAAUCUGCAUUAGAAUUUUGUAAGCUUCUGCCAAACCACAGAACUCGUAUACUGGUGUGUGGAGGGGAUGGCAGUGUUGGAUGGGUUCUUGGUGCUUUGGAUAAAGUCAAGUUAAAGGUCAGUCAGGUUAUGGUUGCACCAAUAACUGAAAAUAAUCAAUACAUGUUGUAGUCAAAGCUCUUCUAAGGGAUAAAACUAGGCACAGAGCUUUGUUUUCACAGUUUUAUCUUUAUGGUUUGAAGUAUUAUUUGUUAACUGUUCUCAAAAUUAUAGGGUGACAGGUAUGAAAUAUUUUAGUCAAUCUAUAUUAACCUCUUUGCUGUUUCUUAAGUUUGAUCUUUAGAUUGACUUGCACAGUAACUGGCUGUCUAUUGGUAGGCCAGUGGCCAGAUCUUAUUUACAACUCUGAAAAUGGUUUCUGCAUAUAUUAUCCAUUUUCAUAAAUUGCAGGCUUAUAUUGUACCACAUUUUUUUUGUGUUGAAUCAAUGAUUGAUGUAUACAGUAUUCUUUUGGUGCAGUCUUCAUGCACUAAUCUCUUCAUGCUGUGAACUUCUACUAAGCAACUUUAAUUUUCAUCACUCAAUACAUGUAAAUGAAUAACUGUGUUAACACAGAAUUUUGUCUACAUCAUGUGCCUGGACACCAAGUGCAACACAGGAGAAAAAUGAUAUUGAAUUGAAAAAGAAAACAAUGAAAAAAUUAAGAUUGUUAGCUAAAAAAACUUGCCAUGUACAAUUUUUUUUCAAGAAACUUAUACUCUAUUUUCUUUGUUACUAGGUGCCACCAUACAUUGGAAUUCUUCCUCUAGGUACUGGGAAUGACCUGGCACGAGUUCUGGGAUGGGGGAGUGGUUACACUGGUGAGGAAGAUGUUAAUGAAGUUUUGACAUCUGUAAUGACGGCUAAUGUCACUCCUUUGGACAGGUAUGGAAUACAAGGCAUGGAUGAGAGCAGCAUUAAUUAAGAAUUUUAAUUGUAAAUAUUGAUUUUUACCAACUAGACUUUUUUUUGUAUUCUAAUAUUCUACCCUUCUGUUUAUAGAUGGAAAAUAACUAUUGAGAGUAACCGACGGUACUUUGAUGUAAGGCGGCGUAAGAAGGUAAUACCAGAUUCUAAGCCAUUCAUAUGUAUCUCCUGAAUUUAUUCUGUGAAUGGUUCACUGUGUGCUCCUUUCAAGUCAGACAGUUUGUUAACUAAGUUUUAUUUUUAUUUGAAAAUUCAUUUUUAUCAUGUGUGGUUUGAGAGACAGUCCAUAUUGCACAAUGAGAAAUAUCGUGAGUCUUGGCUAUUUCCUUCCACUCUUUCAUUAGGUGUUUUGGAUGAAUAAUUACUUUUCUAUUGGCUGCGAUGCCAAAGUAGUUCUGAAUUUCCACCUUCAUCGUGAGAGUCAGCCAUCUUUGUUUACCAGUCGCAUUAUUAAUAAGGUAAAUACUGAUUUUUUUCCAGUUUUGUUUUCUUUUGUUUUACUCUAAGUUGGAUUGCACAGACUAAGCCUUACUGAACUCAUUACUACAUUGUUUUGGUUACUUGGCAUUAUACAGGUAUCUACUUUUUUUUUCUUUCUCUUCAGGCAGUGUAUGGAUUGUAUGGUGCCAGAGAUGUCCUCGAACAAGACUGCAAAAACCUACAUGAAGUUGUUGAGGUAUGAAAGGGACGAUUGUCUUGUAUUCAGACCAAAUCUAGCUCAGAUUGCAUUUACUUAAAGUUAAUACCAUGCCCUUUAACUUUUCAACAUUACUUAUUUUCAGCUGGAAAUGGAUGGAAGAAAAAUGGAACUGCCAGAGCUGGAGGGAAUUGUUUUUCUGAACAUUAACAGUUGGUGUGGAGGCUGUGAAUUGUGGGUUAAUGGUGAUGAGGAACACUCCUCACCACCAAGGUCAGUUUAUUGUAACUGCUCAAUAAAAUUGAACACCAUUUCUUUUAACAUGAAAUUCAACAUAAAAGUCCUGAGAGAUUUACAAAAUAAAAAAAAAUUCAAAACAAAAGUACUGCUAGUUGGGGUCACAGCUGUGACCUUUAAAAGGAGAGGUCAUCAGAAGGAACUUAAACAUUAAACUUUAGAAUGUUUUUAAAUAGGAAAAGAAAGAAAGUUAGAUGAGAGCAAAUUUUUGCCUCUGCAAAAGAACUUUGCCCCCUGAAAAUGGCAUUCAAAUGCUUACUGGUUUGAGUUAGUGUGAGGAGAUGAGUGACAAUUACAUAUGUUAGAAGCAGUACGCCUGGAGUCAUUUUGUACGAGACCUGUUGUUAGUAGUGACUUGUUACCAACUGUAUAACAUGAUCCAUUCCUUAUCCAUGAACAAUAUAAAUUUAAGAAAGCAACAAAGUACAGGUAACUGGUAAUUCUGUUUAUAGGAAAGAUCUAUUUUAUUCUUUUGGCAGCAUUAAUGAUGGAAUCCUGGAGGUAACAGGGCUUUAUUCCGCUCUUCACAUUGCAAGGUUACAAGUCAAUAUGGCUGAUCCACUACGGCUUGGUCAAGCACGAUCAAUAAAAGUAAGUACUGGAGACCAAAGGUUUUCUGUGCACCAGUCUUCUUUUGUUUGCUGAAUAUAAUCGAGGGAACAGUAACUCUGGUUAGAUGAUGUUACAAUAAUAUUUAUUUAUAUAAAACAAUAGUUUUAGUUGAUUUUAGAUUAAUCUGCCAAUUAAAAAUAAUGAAAUCCUUUUUAUCACUUCAUCUGGGAUGGUAUUCAUUGGAAUGUUACUGGUAGAGUGAAAAAUCAAGAAAUAAGGCACUACUUUAUGAUAAAAAACCAAAAACAUGAUGCCAGUGACUUCAACAUUAUUAUGUGGCAGUUGGGACUGUAAAGUAGAAUAUUAAUCCGACAAUUGGGAAGGUUAUAUUUUAAUUCUUUUACUCCAAGGACUGGUUAAAAUUUGACUUCUCUUGUGAAAAAAGGGAACUUAUGACUUAAGAUGGAAGGUUUUGUCGUGAUAUAAAUGAAUCAAUAAACUAAAUGAUCAGUUGUAUCCCAGUUUACAUUCUUUGAUCUCAGCCAGUGCAUUUUGAUCUCUUCUUGACAGCUUACACUGAAGGACACCAGGUCUCUCCCGGUUCAAGUAGAUGGGGAACCCUGGGAAGAAGGCCCGUGUGUGAUUACAAUUACUCAUCAUAACCAAGCCCUCAUGCUGGCAAAAGGAGAGAAACAGGACUUGAUAUUAUGAUUGACCUAAGUGCCUUCGCUAUGACGGUUGGAGCUGUAAGAAGAUAUGCAAGGCAUUACAGAACUCAGGAAAAGAAGAAAGAAUUCAACCUUUAUGAUACAGUUGGCUUAUAGCUUAUUAUACCCAGGAGUAUAGCGAGGAUAUUCCGGUUGGAAACUCUUACACCGGCGUCUUACAGUAGAAUAAAGAGCAUCUUUAUGAGGGGACGUCAGACAGGGGCAAGCGAGUCGUUGGUUGGGAUGUUCGAUUUUAUUUAACUUAUUUUUCGUUUUAAUUUGUAAAGAUAGUUUGUUUCCCGAACGUUCACGUAGUGCCCUAUUGUUGUUUUUGCUUCAGAAAUAUAAAUUUCCUUCAUUUUGAAGUCGUUUUCAUCAGCAAAUCCUUUACCGCCAUUGUAAAGCUUUCACACCCGUAGUUAAUGUAAACCUUUGAUGCAGACCUCUGGAAAAAUUGAUUUCUGUUCGAGUAAUCAAAACCGUGAAUUAAAAAUCCCUUUAUUAGCCUUGAGAGUCAGAGAGUUUAUUACUUCUUGAAUCUUAGCCCUGAAAAUUCUCCAUACAGUAUCUGUGCUGAAGGGUAAACAGAGGAAGAAAAUGUCCACCCGCUCAAGACUCUCUUGAUCGUUAAACAACUUCUCCUUGUCAAUACCACAAGAGGUGAAUAUUAGGGAGAAUAUGCCUACUGAUGUCCAAGUGUAACUUGGUGAUAACAUAGUGGUUAACAUGAUGAUUGUACGCUGUGUAAGAAAGUACAACUGUUAUUGACUGCAAGGAAGCAUUC